UGCUCGCCUCACACUCUGGCGCUCGGUCGGGAUUUCGGAACCAGCACCGGAGGAGAAUCACAGGAGGAAGAAAGACUGGGGGGCGGGGGGGGGCGGCGUUUGGAACUAAAACAAGGCGAUUCGGGGACGCCAACUUCGUCAAGUUGAGGGAAGAAGCGACUUUGUGCAGUAUUUCAGCAUGGAGGCGGUACGACGAGGUUCUAAAGAAGAUUGAGUGAACCAUGGCACAGUUCCCCACCACAUUCGCAGGUCUGGACGUGUUCCUGAUUUCGGUGGAUGAGAGAGCCAAACAUGACCAGCAGUUUCACAGCCUCUCUCCCACCGCGGGGGGUUACAUCACGGGGGAUCAGGCGAGGAACUUCUUCCUGCAGUCCGGACUGCCACCGCCCAUCCUGGCCCAAAUCUGGGCUCUGGCCGACAUGAACAGUGACGGCCGCAUGGACAUCCACGAGUUCUCCAUCGCCAUGAAGCUCAUCAAGCUUAAACUCCAGGGUCACCCGCUUCCUCCCGCGUUACCCCCCAGUAUGAAACAGCCCCCUCUGUCUUUACCCCCGCAAGCUGCCUUCGGCAUGCCCCCCAUGCCCUCCAUGGCGCCCAUCGGUGCUGCUCUGCCGGGCGUGCCCCCUCUCCCGCUCCCUCCUCUACCCGUUGGGGUGUCGCCGCCUCUGGUCUCAGCGGCGCCGCCUCCCCUCCCGCCGCCCAUGGCCAACGGAGCCCCUACCACGGGCAUGAUGCAACCCAUCCCAGGCUUCUCCCACCCAGCUUCUUCGAUCAACACGGCCUCCUUCAACCGUUCCAGCGUCAAAUUGCAGAAGGGUCCGUCGUUUGAUGUCAGCGGUGGUCAGCCCCCCGUCGACUGGGCCGUCCCUCAGUCGUCGAGGCUCAAGUACAGGCAGCUGUUUAACUCUCACGACAAGAUGAUGAGCGGCCACCUGACAGGUCCGCAGGCGCGCACCAUCCUCAUGCAGUCCAGUCUUCCCCAGGGCCAGCUAGCCUCAAUAUGGAGCCUGUCAGACAUCGACCAGGAUGGGAAGCUGACGGCAGAGGAGUUCAUCUUGGCCAUGCACCUCAUAGACAUGGCCAUGUCCGGCCUGCCUCUGCCCCCUGUGCUCCUGCCAGAUUAUAUCCCUCCUACAUUCAGGCGUGUGCGAAGCGACAGCAUUCAGUCGGACCAGAAGAGCGUCCCCGAGGAGGUGGAGGAGGAGCUGGAGAGCAACCAGGACAAGAAACUCCCAGUCACGUUCGAGGAUAAGAAGCGGGAGAAUUUUGAGCGAGGGAACUUGGAGCUGGAGAAGCGACGUCAGGCCCUGCAGGAGCAGCAGAGGAAAGAACAGGAGAGGCUAGCGGCACUGGAGAGGGAAGAACAGGAGAGGAAGGAGCGCGAGAGGUUGGAGCAAGAGAGGAGGCGACAGCAGGAGUUGGACAAGCAGUUGGAGAAGCAGAGGGAGCUGGAGAGGCAGAGAGAAGAGGAGAGACGCAAAGAAAUUGAGAGGAGAGAGGCUGCUAAGCGUGAGCUGGAGCGGCAGAGGCAGCUGGAGUGGGAGCGGCAGCGUCGCCAGGAGCUUCUGACCCAGAGGAACCGAGAGCAGGAGAGCAUCGUUCUGCUCAAAGCUCGCAAGAAGACCCUGGAGUUUGAACUGGAGGCUCUGAACGACAAGAAGAGCCAGUUGGAAGGCAAACUGAAGGACGUCCGGUUCCGUCUGUCGGCCCAGCGCAGGGAAGUGGAGCAGACCAACCAGACCAGGGAGACUCGUAUCGCUGAGAUUACGCUGUUGCAACAGCAGCUGCAAGACUCCCAGCAUUGGCUCGGGAGUCUCAUUCCCGACAAGCAGAGUCUCAACGAACAGCUGAAACAGGUUCAACAGAACAGCCUGCACCGCGACAGCCUGUCGUCACUGCAGAAGGCCGUGGACCAGAAGGAGUCCAGCAGACAGCAGCUCAAAGAGCAGCUCGACACGGUGGAGAGGGAAACGAGGGCCAAGCUGCUGGAGAUCGAUGCUUUCAACACUCAGCUGAAGGAGCUGAGGGAGAUCCACAGCCGGCAGCAGAGGCAGAAGCAGAGGGAGCUGGAAGGAGACGCACACUCGAUGAUGCACACGCACACGCCUAUUGACAGGAAGUCUGCUGAACUGGAGGAAAGCAGGCUGUCCUCGGACAAAGCUCCGGCUUGGAGGAACGACGACCCAGGAAGUUCCGCCCUGAAGGCGCCUAGUCCCGCUUCCGCCUCGCACGCCUGGCUAAACCGAGUGACUCAAGAGGAAGAGGAAAGGAAGCGGCGAGGCCUGGAGGAGGAUGCGGAAGGUCGGAAGACUGCGGGUCCCGUGGAGGAGAAGGACGAGGAGGCUCGAGGCAAGAAGGACAUGCAGGAGAAACUCAACAAACUCUUCAGCCAGCAGACCGAUCCCUGGGCUUCGACAGAUAAGGCUCCAGCGGUGAGCCUGUUUGAGCAGAAGGCAGCAGUCAGCGGCUUUGAGCAGCAGCAGCACCAGGCGGUGAAGGUGGUCUACUACAGAGCGCUCUACCCGUUUGAUGCCCGCAGCCACGAUGAGAUCAGCAUCGCCCCCGGUGACGUCAUCAUGGUGAAGGGGGAAUGGGUGGACGAGUCUCAGACGGGUGAGCCCGGUUGGCUGGGCGGGGAGCUCAGGGGCCGGACCGGUUGGUUUCCGGCCAAUUACGCCGAGCGGAUACCUGAGAGCGAAGCGCCCGUUAGCCUGCGAGCGGCCGCCUCUGCCACGCCGACCUCUGCCCAGCAGCCCAUCGGUACACCGCCGCCCGCGCCCGGUCAGAGCUCUUCCUCCACGUCGUCAGCCAACAGUAACUGGGCCGACUUCAGCACCACCUGGCCGUCGACCACGAGCAGCCAGAUGGACAGCGAGGGGUGGGACGCGUGGCCCACCUCCUCCGCCGCCCAGAAUCCGUCCCUCGGCGUCCCGUCCGCUCAGCUGCGGCAGCGCUCGGCCUUUACGCCGGCUACCAUGACCGCAGGCUCCUCGCCCUCUCCCGUGCUCGGCCAGGGGGAGAAGGUGGAGGGUCUGCAGGCCCAGGCCUUGUACCCCUGGAGAGCCAAGAAGGACAACCACCUCAACUUCAACAAAAACGAGGUAAUAACGGUGCUGGAGCAGCAGGACAUGUGGUGGUUGGGAGAGCUUCAGACCGGACAGAGAGGAUGGUUCCCCAAAAGCUACGUUAAGCUCAUCUCUGCCACCAUGACGCCCCCACUUGCGCUCCCCGUGGGAGCUCCAAUUGCAGCCCCAGUCGUUGCCUCCGCACGUGGCAAAAACGCAAGCGAAUGUGUAGUCUCAGAAAGCCCCCCCAAUGGAAAACGCCCCUCACCCACCCCAUGCAAGACCUCCGAGUCAGGAGAAGAGUACGUGGCCAUGUACACGUACGAGAGCAGUGAGCAGGGCGACCUGAGUUUCCAGCAAGGAGAUGUCGUCACGGUGACCAGGAAGGAGGGCGACUGGUGGACCGGCACGGUGGCGGGCAAGACCGGGGUCUUCCCCUCCAACUACGUCAAACUGCGAGACGCCUCCUCGGAGUCUUUAGGACCAGCAGGAAAGACGGGGAGCCUUGGCAAGAAACCAGAGAUCGCCCAGGUGAUCGCCCCCUACUGCGCAACGGGAGCGGAGCAGCUGACGUUAGCGCCGGGCCAGCUCAUCCUCAUAAGGAAGAAGAACCCGGGUGGCUGGUGGGAGGGCGAGCUCCAGGCCCGAGGGAAAAAGCGGCAAAUCGGCUGGUUUCCGGCCAAUUACGUGAAGCUGCUCAGCCCCAGCACCAGCAAGACAACGCCCACCGAGCCCACACCCCCAAAACUGGUCCCUGCCAACACUGCCGUGUGCCAGGUGAUCGGCAUGUACGACUACGUGGCGCAGAAUGACGACGAGCUGGCCUUCCAGAAGGGUCAGGUGAUCACCGUGCUCAACAAGGACGACUGCGAUUGGUGGAAAGGCGAGCUGAACGGUCGCGAGGGUCUCUUCCCCAGCAAUUACGUGAAACUCACCACCGACACGGACCCCAGCACGCAGUGGUGCGCCGACCUGCACCUGCUGGACAUGCUGAGUCCCAUGGAGAGAAAACGUCAGGGCUACAUCCACGAACUCAUUCUCACCGAGGAGAACUACGUCAACGACCUGCAGCUCGUCACUGAGAUCUUCCACAAGCCUCUGCUGGAGUGCGAGCUGCUGAGCGAGAAGGAGGUGGCCAUGAUCUUUGUCAACUGGAAGGAGCUCAUCAUGUGCAACAUCAAGCUGCUCAAAGCGCUGAGGGUGAGGAAGAAAAUGUCCGGCGACCGCAUGCCCGUCAAGAUGAUCGGCGACAUCCUGACCAAUCAGCUGCCGCACAUGCAGCCGUACAUCAGGUUCUGCUCGUGUCAGCUGAACGGGGCCACGCUGAUUCAGCAGAAAACGGACGACAACCCCGAAAUUAAAGAUUUCCUCAAGAGGUUGGCCAUGGACCCUCGCUGUAAGGGGAUGCCGCUCUCCAGCUUCCUGCUCAAACCCAUGCAAAGAGUCACUCGCUACCCGCUCAUCAUCAAGAACAUCUUGGAAAACACUCCGGAGUCGCAUCCUGACCACAAUCACCUGAAAGCCGCGCUGGAAAAGGCAGAGGAGUUGUGCUCGCAGGUAAACGAGGGUGUGAGGGAGAAGGAGAACUCUGAUCGUCUGGAGUGGAUCCAAGCUCACGUUCAGUGUGAAGGCCUUUCGGAGCAACUGGUGUUCAACUCGGUCACCAACUGUUUGGGGCCGCGCAAGUUCCUCCACAGCGGAAAACUGUUCAAAGCCAAAAGCAGCAAGGAGCUCUACGGCUUCCUCUUCAACGACUUUCUGCUGCUGACGCAGGUGACCAAACCUCUGGGCUCGUCCGGAUCCGACAAAGUCUUCUCAUCCAAAACGCACCUGCAGUAUCGCAUGUACAAGACGCCCAUCUUCCUCAACGAAGUUCUGGUGAAACUCCCGACGGACCCGUCGGGAGACGAGCCCCUCUUCCACAUCUCUCACAUCGACAGAGUUUACACCCUCAGGGCCGAGAGCAUCAACGAGCGGACGGCGUGGGUCCAGAAGAUCAAGGCCGCUUCCGAACUCUUCAUCGAAACGGAGAAGAAGAAGAGAGAGAAAGCAUAUCUGGUGCGUUCCCAGAGGGCGACGGGCAUCGGAAGGCUGAUGGUCAACAUCGUGGAGGGAAUCGAACUCAAACCGUGUCGCUCGCACGGGAAAAGCAAUCCUUACUGUGAGGUCACCAUGGGCUCUCAGUGCCAUAUCACCAAAACUCUGCAGGACACGCUGAAUCCCAAGUGGAACUCCAACUGCCAGUUUUUCAUCAAGGACCUGGAGCAGGACGUCCUGUGCGUCACCGUGUUUGAACGGGACCAGUUCUCGCCGGACGACUUCCUCGGCAGGACGGAGAUCCGAUUGGCCGAGAUCAAGAAGGACCAAGGCUCCAAGGGACCGAUCACCAAGCGCUUGCUGCUCCACGAAGUUCCCACCGGCGAGAUCGUGGUCAGGCUGGACCUCCAGCUCUUCGAGGAGCCCUGAAAGCGCUCCGGGAUCGUUAUUAUUAUCAGGACGCGACUGUCUUGGAGACUGAAAAGAAACCCAGACGGCUACUUUAUUCUUAUUCUUGUUAUUUAUUUACUGAGCAGUAGAAGAAGUUGAAUCGUCAGCUGGUAAGUUGGACCACGAGGCAGCUCGCUUGCAAAUUUUCACGUGGACCAAGAACAAUUCAUUUUGACAGGCAGAACUCAAGCAAAAGCCACAAUGCAAACAACAGGGGGCGACGCAACAACAAAGGUUUUUUUUGGUUUUGUCUGGUUUCAGAGGAAAAGCUCUUCUCCAAAAGUGUUAGCUUGUUGCUCACUGCUAAUCCAAGGCGACAUCCGACUUAACUGUUUCCUCAUUCAGACGCGCACUCCAGUGACAAUCCCUCACCUGUGUGUGCGUGCGUGCGUGUGUGUCUGUCACCCUCAUGACGUUUUCAUUACGUGUACACGUUUAAUGGCAGAAGCUAAGAGUGCUAAUUAGUUAAGGGGCAACAGUAGGCGAGUGUUGAGGGUAAUCGAUUUAGUUUAUUUUUUUUUGUACCUAUAAAAAUGAUUACUUUUGUUCUUUUUUGUUACCUCUAAGGAUAUAGUUUUUACAUUUGUGGACAGUAAAAAAAAAAAAUAUUUUUACUUAUGAAGUUAGUUAAUUUAAAUUUUGUUUUCAUAUUUCCACAUUUUUUACCAUGAGGAUAAUUCACUUUUUUUCUUUGUCAUUUUUUAACUCAAGGAUAGUUACAUAAUAUUUAUUUAUUUUUUACCUGCAAAGAUAAUUAACUUCCUUUUUUUUUUUUUUACCUAUUAGCAUAAUUAAUGUCAUUUUUUCAAACCCAUGAUGAUAAUUAAGUUUUGCUUCUCCAUUUUUUUACCCAUAAGGAUAAUUAAUUUACUUCUUUAACCUGAGGACAAUUUCCUAUUUUUCUUUUUUUAAACCCAUAAAUAUAAUUUAUUUUACCUAUAUUUUUUCAACCCAUGACUAUAGCGUGAUAAUGACGAUUGUUUUCAUUCAUAUUUUUAAACCCAUGAGGAUAAUUGAAUUUUCUUUCCAUAUUAUUUGCCUACAAGGAUAAUUAUUUUUUUCUCUUUUUUUCACCCAUAAGAAGAGUUAAAUUGUUUUUUUCUUGUGACCGUAAUGAAUUUACCUGUUCUCAUUUUUGUCAAUUUUUCAACCCAUGAAGAAAAUUGAAUUGUGCUUCCAUUUUUCUCCCCCACCCAUAAGGACAAUUCACUUUUUUUUUCCUUUUUUUUACCUAUGAGGAUCAUUAAAUAACUUUACCAGUACGUAUUUGUUUUUAACCAAUGAAGAUAAAACGUAAGGAUAAGGAGCAGGGCAAGUCAACAAAGAAUAAUAAUUUUGCAAAUUAUGGUACAUAGUAGCUGUAUUUUCUUUUGUUUUCAGGCGUGCGAGGGUUUGUGUUGUUUCAUUUGCGACUUCACUCCUGCACGCGCACACGGGCUGCAGUCAUUUUCAAAUGUUGUUGCAAAUCCCACGUUUCCCCCCACACUGUAAACAAUCGACGAUUACCUUAGCGACCAGCCACUGUCCAACCAGACGUCAGCGCGCCAGUUGUGUGUCUUGACAAUGAGGAAAAAAAAUGUCUUAAGUGUGUAUUUUCCUCCAGGGACCCCCUGGAAACUCCUCCCACUGUAGUCAAAGUCAGCUAAUGAACCCGUUCUAACUGUCCGCCUUCCUUCCAGGCUGCUGUAUAAUAACUACUGAGACAAAGCGAGUGUUAAUAUAUGACCGUAUGGACGAUAGAAGACGGACGUCGCUCUAGAUGAAGAUGUACGUACCUUGUUGUCUUUUCAGUGUUAAUAAAGUUCCAAAUAAACUUCAGUUGGACCAACA
Messenger RNA from Phycodurus eques (leafy seadragon), 7382 nucleotides. It is a transcript of the gene itsn1, whose product is annotated as intersectin 1 (SH3 domain protein). The record is from RefSeq and is a predicted model, not a curated record. Lineage: Eukaryota; Metazoa; Chordata; Actinopteri; Syngnathiformes; Syngnathidae. Gene Ontology annotation, cellular component: plasma membrane; clathrin-coated pit; presynaptic membrane. Bases 222 to 5531 code for a protein of 1769 amino acids. Gene Ontology annotation, biological process: clathrin-dependent synaptic vesicle endocytosis; endosomal transport; positive regulation of Rho protein signal transduction. The transcript is spliced from 45 exons. Gene Ontology annotation, molecular function: guanyl-nucleotide exchange factor activity; calcium ion binding; protein binding.